Messenger RNA from Zeugodacus cucurbitae (melon fly), 1012 nucleotides. RefSeq names its product transmembrane protein 208. Gene Ontology annotation, cellular component: intracellular membrane-bounded organelle. The transcript is spliced from 4 exons. The record is from RefSeq and is a predicted model, not a curated record. Gene Ontology annotation, biological process: vacuolar protein processing. Lineage: Eukaryota; Metazoa; Arthropoda; Insecta; Diptera; Tephritidae. The coding region runs from base 149 to 673 and encodes 174 amino acids.
UGACGCGUCACAAACGCUCGUACACCUUGUACGAAUGGGAUUUUGUACUUAACCAAUAAGAAAGAAGUAGCUUUAUUAAGCAUCCAAUUUUUGGUAGAAAGUAUUUUAAUUAGAAAAUUAGUUUUACAGGAUAAUAAUUAGGAGCACAAUGGCGCCACAACCAAAGGGUAAACAAGGCACAAAAGGUGCAAAACAGAUUGUGGAGGAGAAUAAGGCCACACUAAACUUUUACAGAAAUAUGGCUAUUGGCAGUACCGCAGCCAUGGUUUUGUUAGACUUGGUAUUUUUCGGACUCAGCAAAAUAACAGUGAUUAUGGGUUUCAUAGCCGUACUAACCUUAGCCGCUUCGGUUCAAUUCAUGGUUUUCAUGUCAAGACCAAAAUACUCUGAAAACGGUAGCAUACUCGAUUCCGGAAAUGACUUGAAUAUGGAGGGCGGCAUAGCGGAAAAUGUUAAAGAUUUAAUAAUAUUAACAUCUGGAACACUGCUCUUGUCCCUCUUAUCUAAUUACUUCUGGUACCUAUUCCUUUUGGCACCAUUCCGCGCCUUAUGGAUGUUGUGGGGCAGCGUUAUACAGCCCUGGUUAUCACAGCGUAAUGCAGCUGAGCAAGAACCCGAAUUGGAUGAGAAAAAGCAACGUAAACUUGAACGUAAAAUGCGUCGCAUGAGAUGAAGAUACGAAAGUGAACAAAAAAGGAGUUUGAUUUACUCAAUGCCCAUAGAGGCUCUCAAGUCAAUAUUGUAACCAAAACGGUUGUGCCACAUAUGCCGUUUUCAUGAUGGUAAAGCCUUGUUACAAUUUACAUUAAGUAAUUUGUUUUUUUGUUUUGUUUUUGGAAUUUGUAAUUUAAUUUGCUUAUGGCGGUAAAAUAGUAGGGUUUUAUAUUUCUGGCGAUACCUAUUGCGAGUUAUCUAUGUAGUUACUUUUUGAUUGUAAGUAUUUGUAAGAGAUAUGCGUCUACAUUUUGAAUACAAUUAAAAAAAGACACGAAAUGUGUACAAAAAUAUUAAA